This is a messenger RNA of Mesorhabditis belari, 393 nucleotides long. The record is from the annotation of a GenBank genome assembly. Lineage: Eukaryota; Metazoa; Nematoda; Chromadorea; Rhabditida; Rhabditidae.
AUGUCGUACUCAAUCCUCGUUGUCUCCGCUCUCUUCAUGGUCUCUUAUGGAACAUUCACAAAACUUCCGACCAGCUAUACUACUGCGAUGAGAAUAUCAGCUUGUCAAGAUUAUUGCAAGGGUCAGUCGAUUUCAACUACAACCGGUUUUAACUUCCAAGGAAAGGGAUGGGAGUUGUGCAGUUGUCCGAUUGCACAAGGAUCUGGACAAUGGGUGGGCACUGGUUGUUACACUGAAUGCUGGCAAAGGUGUCAAGCCGGAUUGGGUAGCUGCGCGAAUCCAAGUGGCGCGAACUACACUGGUGUCUGUUGCUCGACAGCUAACAACAAUGCGACAAUUGAAGCUCAGUGCUACGCCACCCCUAAUGGAGCUUGCUACCAAAAUGGAUCCGGA